Molecule: messenger RNA, 2245 nt
Organism: Punica granatum (pomegranate)
Lineage: Eukaryota; Viridiplantae; Streptophyta; Magnoliopsida; Myrtales; Lythraceae
Source: RefSeq, a predicted model, not a curated record
UCAUCCAUGAUCCCGAUCAUCAACUGUUUGUAAUAUUGAGAUACCAAUACAUACUCGCCAAUGGAUAGGUUACCUAAAUGUGGAGCAAAUUACGUUCCUCUGAGCCCUCUGACUUUCCUGAAGAGAGCUGCCGCUGUUUAUUCCCAUCGUACCUCCAUUGUGUACGAGGGGAGCCGCUUCACCUGGUGCCAGACAUAUGAGCGCUGCUGCCGCCUUGCUUCUUCUCUCCGUUCCUUCAACAUCCUCAAAAACGAUGUUGUGUCUGUACUGGCUCCUAAUAUCCCAGCAAUGUAUGAGAUGCAUUUUGCUGUGCCAAUGGCUGGGGCUGUGCUCAAUACCAUCAACACGAGGCUUGAUGCUAACAACAUAGCUGCCAUCCUCCGGCACUCCAAAGCUAAGUUGUUCUUUGUGGAUUGCCACUUCGUGGCUCUGGCCCAUGAGGCUGUGAGCUUACUUGUAAAAGGAGCGGAGUCUCCUAUUGGCAAUGGUUCCUGUAGUAUGCCAUUGUUCAUCAUCAUAGACGACGCGAACUCAGCAACUGGGGUUCGAUUAGGAGAGCUGGAGUAUGAGGAGUUGAUCCAGAGGGGCAAUGUAGAGUAUGUGGGAGAAAUGCUUCAGGACGAGUGGGAUCCUAUUGCUCUGAAUUACACAUCCGGGACAACUUCAGAGCCCAAGGGGGUUGUAUAUAGCCACCGAGGUGCCUACUUAAGCACACUCAGCUUACUUCUUGGAUGGGAGAUGGGAAAUGGGCCUGUGUAUCUCUGGACACUUCCAAUGUUCCAUUGUAACGGUUGGACAUUCACCUGGGGCAUCGCAGCGCGAGGUGGCACCAACAUCUGUCUUCGCAACCCAACAGCCUCCAAUGUGUAUCACAACAUUAAGGCACAUGAUGUCACUCACAUGUGUUGUGCACCAGUUGUACUCAACAUCCUCCUUGAAGGCAAACCCCGCGAAGAGUUCCACUUAACAUCCCCGGUCCAUGUACUCAUUGGUGGGGCUCCCCCACCGGCACCACUCCUGGGGAAGAUAGAAAGCCUCGGGUUUCAAGUCUCACAUGCGUACGGGCUCACUGAAGCGACUGGGCCGGCAUUGGUGUGUGAAUGGCAAGCCCAGUGGGACCAGUUGCCCCAGGAAGAACGAGCAAAGCUCAAAGCCCGCCAGGGAAUCGGCACAUUAACCCUUGCUGAUGUGGAUGUGAAGGAUCCACAGACCCUGCUGAGUGUGCCAUGUGAUGGUAAAACAAAGGGAGAGAUAGCUCUCAGAGGCAGCAGUCUCAUGAAAGGUUACUUCAGAGAUGAAGAGGCAACCUCGAAAGCCUUUAGGAAUGACUGUUUCCUCACAGGAGAUGUCGCAGUGGUGCAUCCUGAUGGCUACUUGGAGAUCAAGGACCGACUGAAGGACAUAAUAAUAUCGGGUGGUGAGAAUAUUAGCAGCGUCGAACUGGAGAAUGUUCUCUACAGGCAUCCCAGAGUUCUCGAGGCAGCAGUGGUGGCCAUGUCCCACCCUCGGUGGGGAGAGAGUCCUUGCGCAUUCAUAACAACUAGACCAAACUCAACCGGAAGAACUGAUGAUGUAAAUGAAGGGGACAUUAUGGCGUAUUGCAGGAGAAACCUACCUCAUUUCAUGGUCCCCAAGUGGGUUGAAUUCUUGCCCGAGCUUCCGAAGACUUCCACAGGAAAAAUUAAGAAGUUUCAACUGAGGGCCUUAGCAAAGAAUUUCAAAGUAGGUGAAAACAUUUCAGAGAAGAAGACUGACCAAGUCCCAGCAGAAGUAAUGCAGUACAGAAGUCAGUCACGUGAGCAGGUUCUGGCCUCAUCUCGCCUAUGAAGCCCAGUCAUCGAGACAAAAAUCUAGUGAAGUCACCAUAAAAGCCUGCGAGUGGGUGCUAAUUACAGAUGACUGAUCAAAUAAGUUAAGAUUCAUCAAGUUUCUUAAAUAUUUAUAUAUAUAGACGUAUAGAUGUAAUAUGCAGCAUCUAUAAAUUAGUCAAUAUGAAAUGUUGAAAAGUCUCCAAGGGGAAGAGUGAGAGUUGUAGCUUAAGCUUAGACAAAAUCAAUGUUUCCAUUACGAUGGCUUCUUACAUCGCAUAAUCAUGGAAAAUCAGGUGUCUUGUAUGAGUACAAUAAUCUUGCUUAUCUAGUCUUAACAGUCACACAGAUUCAUAGUGCAGGACUCUGUCCAAUCAAAUUGAACUCUUUCAUAUGUACUGUUUCUGGAUACAUGUCAUUUCAUCAGUUUGAACAAG